UCCUUUCUCUGCCAGGAGCUCCUCUGCCCUCGGGCUCAGCUCCUCACCUCUCCCUGCUCCAUUACUGCCGCUAUUUAAGAUGAGAGUGGAGUUACUACUAUUAGCAUCUAGCUGCUAUAGUUAGCUGCUCACAGCACCCCGCUGGCAGCAGGUCUGAAAACCUCAGCUAUUUUAAGUCAGGGAGAAGCAGGAGUGUAGCUGAGAUGUGUCAAGGCAAGCAGUUGGUUUGGGGGAUUUGGGGUUUUUUUGUUUUUUAAAUUCCUAGCAGCUCUACCCUGGACAGGAGCACCCCAGAAGAAAAUGAAAGGGAAAAAAGCAUCAGCCACAGCAGAGUCGGAAAUUACAGCAGGAGCCUGUGGAGGGCAGCGCUGUCUUGCUGGGGAUGGUGCACUGACUAAGCUCAGUGAUGCCAGCUGCUAAGAAAAGCUGUCUCUGAUCUAGCCUGAGCGCAUGCAAGAGAGGAACAAGAUGCCUCACACCAGAGAGUCAUCAUCAACCAGCAGUGCAGGGAGCACAGCUUCCUAUGAAACACCAGAACUCUCAGACCUCCAGAGGCUUUUGUGGUUGAAAGAAGGAUGUGGUAAUCACGUGGACCAAGUCUGGCCAAAUAUUUACCUGGGAGAUGCGUGGGCUGCUAGGAGUAAAAGUACUCUUCAAAGCCUCAACAUUACUCACAUCCUUAAUGCAGCACAUGGGCCAUACAGCAUCAACACAGGAGCCCAAUAUUACAAAGAUCUGCAAAUGGAGUACUAUGGAGUAGAAGCAUUUGAUGAUCCUUCCUUUGAUUUAAGUAUCUUCUUCCAUGAAGCUGCCAAUUUCAUAGGCAAAGCCUUAAACACUUUGGGAGGUAAGGUGUUUGUUCACUGUGCCAUGGGGGUGAGCCGUUCUGCCACUUUAGUGCUUGCUUUUUUAAUGAUCCAUGAAAACAUGACACUCGUGGAUGCUCUGAAAACAGUCAGUGCUCACAGAAACAUCUGCCCAAAUUCAGGGUUCCUCAAUCAGCUCCGGGACUUGGACCUUAAAUUAAACGAAGAAAGGAAAGGCACCAAAGCAUCUGCUACCACAGAGCUGUAAGAGAGCACUGCUGAAAAAGAAAGGACAAAAUAUAAUUUAAAUUUCCUGCAUCUCUUUUAAAUUAAUUGCAUUUGUAAACUAAGGAGGCAAAUUUAUGAUAUGCCAGAAUGCAUGUUAUUACUACAAGUAUAUUUUACUCAAUCUUUUUGCUAGAUUACACUUAGAAUUGGUUGUAUAUUGUGUCUUUCACUCUCCACCUUAAAACAUUGCUCUCUGCUGGAAAAAAAAAAAAAAAAGAUAUCAGGUUCCACUUCAGAAAUAGCUGUGUUUCAGCAACUAGUGAAGCUCAUAUCACUUUAUGAAGUGUUAGGCUAUUUGAGGUGAAAGAUGCCAUAUUAUUUAUGCUCCAACAAUGCUCAGAAGUUUUCUUAUGAACCAGCCCCCCCUACCCCUUUGCUCUCUGUAUCUAAAAUGGUUUGUAUUUUGAGACUGGAAUCUGGCACUGGUUAGUUCUUGCUUUUACAAUUGGUGGAGCCCCUGAGUUGGGGGUAUGAGGCUAUUUAAAGGCAAAGCAACUGGGAAACAACACAAACCAUUCUUUGAGAAAUUAUUCCAGGCCCCUCUGUAGUGUUUUGCAUUUGACUGUUCGCCAGAUUUUUAGAUUUUUUUCUUUCUUCCGUGAAAAUACCUUUGUUUGAGAAGGCAUUCAAAUCUUGUUAACCUUCCUGAGUAAAAUUCAUACAGGGGAUGCUGUAGAAAAUGCUCCUGAAGAGGAAGGUGGGUUCCCAGCUGGGUAGUGGGGGUACAGGAAAGCAUUAGACAACAAAAUUCAGCAUAUCCCAAAUUUGUCUGACAGUUCAGCAUCACAAAACUUGGGAUUUUCUUUCUCACAAAUAAAGGUCGUUAACAUUGUAA
Messenger RNA from Calypte anna (Anna's hummingbird), 1929 nucleotides. RefSeq names its product dual specificity protein phosphatase 13-like. Gene Ontology annotation, biological process: negative regulation of MAPK cascade; protein dephosphorylation. Gene Ontology annotation, cellular component: cytoplasm. NCBI's taxonomy places the organism in Eukaryota, Metazoa, Chordata, Aves, Apodiformes, Trochilidae. The transcript has 4 exons. The record is from RefSeq and is a predicted model, not a curated record. The coding region runs from base 451 to 1074 and encodes 207 amino acids. Gene Ontology annotation, molecular function: protein tyrosine/serine/threonine phosphatase activity; MAP kinase phosphatase activity.